Messenger RNA from Monomorium pharaonis (pharaoh ant), 7879 nucleotides. Its product is annotated as venom serine protease 34. The transcript has 8 exons. Bases 602 to 1735 code for a protein of 377 amino acids. Lineage: Eukaryota; Metazoa; Arthropoda; Insecta; Hymenoptera; Formicidae. Gene Ontology annotation, biological process: proteolysis. Gene Ontology annotation, molecular function: serine-type endopeptidase activity. The record is from RefSeq and is a predicted model, not a curated record.
UUAUGAGAUAUUAUAAAGUUUCAUAACAUCUUCUGUGAAGUGUAGAUCGAAACAAUGAAAUGUAAAAGAAGUGUUAACGCUUCUUUUACAUUUCAUUGUCUCAAUUUACGUUUCACAGAAGUUUCGUUAAUGUUUCUAUUAUUCUCCCUUUACAUUUGACUUGCUCCCUUUACACUUUCACAUAUAUUUUCACCACGGAAACUUUUUCACCAGGAUUGUGAUCCAUUAUUUCGUCGAACGCAUCAAGUAUUUUCAGAUUUUCAGCAUUAACAAGAGUACAAAGAAGUUUUAGAUUGCAAUAUCGAUGUGAGACUGAUUCGUUUAUUGACUUCAGCAAAAAGCAUAACUCAUUCCUGUCUAACAUGUCUCUAUACAUUUGCUUGGACUUGCGAUAUAUGAUGACAACCGCAAUGCGGUUCUUUACAGACGACAACCUAUUUUCUGAGUUAAUCGUAAUGUUACUUUAUUGCACAGCGAUUUGGUAGCAAAUCUUAUUUCGAUUGCCAAAGAGACAUGUCUACCGCUACACAAAUUAAGAGGAUAGCAGAAUAGGAAAUACACAUUUGGAUUACUCGUGCUGAAGCUUUCGGUCUGUUUUAUAAUGUCAAAUGGCUUGUUACAUGAAAGCUGCAACUAUACACAAUAUUUAAAACCUGGUAUGAUCCAUUACGUGUACAAUUCCGACUAUCCUAAUGUUUCCAACGGCCGACAACAUUGCAAGUGGAUUGCGAAAAGUGAUUAUCGCGUUAGAUUAACGUGCAAUAGUUUCAACAUUCCGUGGAAUUUUAGAUGCGCCCUGGAUAAACUAACUGUACAUGUGAAUGAUUCCGCGUUUCAAUCUUACUGCGGCAACGAGACAUUUAGCAUAGAAUCGACAGGAGAGUUCAUGACCAUUGAAUUAUCAACGUCAUUCUGGUCGUCGGGAGUCAAGUUCCUGUGCGAACUGCAAGCGAUCGACGAAAUAGAGAACGACAAUUGCAGAUGCGGAUGGAAAAAGUCGACGAAAAUAGUGGGAGGUCUGGAAACUGGCGUGAAUGAAUACCCCAUGAUGGCUGGUCUCGUUGAUUCUCUUCAAAAAGAUGUGUAUUGCGGAGCGACUAUCAUAUCCAAAAAACACGUAUUGACUGCCGCACAUUGCUUAACCGAUAAAGACACAAGUAGCGUAGGCGUACUUGUAGGAGAUCACGAUCUCAGCACGGGUGCAGAUACAAAUGCCUCGCAUCUCCUCACUGUGUCCAAAUUUGACAUAUAUCCUCUUUAUAACAGCGAAACCUUAGAAAAUGACAUAGCUAUAGUAAUGGUAAAUUCUGUCAUAAGUUUCAGCGAGGAGGUCGGACCGGUUUGCCUUCCGUUUCAACAUCAGUAUGAUUCCUUUGCAGGAAGUUAUGUGGAUUUAUUGGGCUGGGGAACGACACAAUUCGGAGGAACAAAGUCAAAAACGUUACAAAAAGGCACUGUAGCCGUGAUCACGUACCGUGAGUGCCGUCGACAGUAUCCAAAUGUUUCAUACAGUCAGUUAUGCACUUACGAGAAGGGGAAGGACGCGUGUCAGUUCGAUAGCGGCGGUCCCGCUCUUUGGCAGAAUCCUGCGACGAAGCGAGAAGUUCUCGUGGGUGUCAUCAGUUUCGGAUUCGGUUGCGCCAAUGAUAAACCAGGAAUUAACACGCGUGUCGGCAUAUUCAUGGAUUGGAUCUUGUAUGCAACGCCGGAAAUCAAUUACUGCAAGUCCGAGUAAGAAGUUUGUAAAUAGAAAUGUACAAAUUUAUUUACAAUCAAUUGUUUUUAGAUAUUUCCAUUAUUGCACGCUAUUUAUAUUGUGAUAUACUUUCAUACAGACAAUAUUUUUUAUUCAAUUAUUUUAUUUUUAUGUAAUUAAGUAAGUCAAAUAUUAUACAAUCCAAAAGUAUUAACUUUUGUAUUGUAUAAUAUUUAACUUACAUAAUAAUUAAUUUAUGAAUUAUCAAAAUGCUAAAAUGCUAAAAUUAAUAUCGAUCUAGAGUACAUAAUUAAUAAUUAAUAACAAACGGAUGCGUGUCAAAAAUCUUUGAGCAAAUAUAAACAACAAUGUAUUUUAAUGUGUGUACAUAUACAAGAUGUUCCAAAAUAAUUGAAUUUACCCACUGGAACUACUAUAUGUAAAUUGUGCCCGAUGAUUGAAAUACCAUCAUUAUUUCGUUCGCGAGAUACUUGUACACACUUAUAAGAACUUUGAUUGUCCUUAAUGGGGAUUUCUAUGGUGUAGAAGGAUCAACAUUGACGGAUCGUAAACAAAGUCUCAUUAUUAAUAAAUUCCUGAAUGAGGAUGUGACGUGAGACCGUCUAUGGGAGGGAAUGGUCUAUGGUAAGCGUCCACUUACACCGACCAAUGUAGUAGUAUCACAUCAACUUGCCAUGGCGCGGUAUGUACUGAAGAUUUAUAUCGUGCUCUCUUACUCCGAGAGGUACAGAAAUAAAAUGUAUAAAAAUAAAAAAAUACGAUAUUCGGAUAAAAUUGCAAGGAACGGUCGAAGAGUGUCGAUUUUUUGCCGUAAAAACCAAUUCGUGUAAGUAGUUAUGUCACUUUGUUUUACUUAUAUAUAUAUAUGUGUCAGCAUGAGUAAUACUUAUAUCUUGCUAUUAAAAUAUACUGUUGUAUUAAUGUUACAUCAAAUGUCCUCGCGUAGCAAAUUUUUUAUGAAAACGUAUAUCAGUAUUGGUAAAUAUGACACUCUGAUAAAAACUGCAGACUGCACGAUUUUUUUUUCUAUGGAAAACGAUUCAAGUAAACUGUUAUCAUUUCAUUUUACUUACUUAUAUCAAGAUGAAUAAUAUUUAUCUUUCCAAUAUGUAUUUAGAAGUACGUACUGUAUCGACAUUAUAUCAAGUGUCCUCGCGAAGCAAAUCUUUUCCGAACGUAAUAUUGAUAAUAAUAGUUUCAUGAUCAUGGCAUUUAUUAAACAAAUUGAUUUCUUCGAUAUAUAUUGCAAUAAUGCAUCCUUGACAUAGUCGUUGACCCAAUGAUAGUACGCAAAUAGAUGUAUUCGUCUCAUUGCGACGGAACUCUAAUAUCAAAAAUUGUUCACAAGAAAAUAUUUUUCGUCUACAGAAAGAGUUCGGUAUUUUGUCCAAUCAGAGGGAUCAUUAACAAAAUUAAUUUUGUUUUAGAAUAGAAAAUUAAAUAAUUGAAAUGAAAUAAUUGAAUCUUAUAUUUCACAUAUACUUACAAACUUGAUGAAAAUUUAAUUAUUAACAUUUUCUCUUUCUUAUUAUCUCUUUUAUUAAAAAAAAUUUUGAACACAAUCAAGAUGUGAUAUUCAAUGUCAGAUACCGAAUAUUUCGUCGUGAGAACUUGGUGAAAUAGGACCGUUACCGGUUUGGGAUCCGCAUAAUCCACGUUUAUUUCCCAAGGGACGCGGUACCAUUCAGAAUAAUAGUACAAAAAUGCUUCAGACCGACGCGCAGAAAGAAGUUGAAUGACCAUUGUUGUAAGGACAGACGUGUAUUAGCAUGCAGUGCUAGAUGGAUAGUAAAGGUACGAACGUAGCUACCCAUGUCAUUAUUUCGCGCGAGAAAGACGUGCACGGUGAAAGACGAAAUCGGCAAUCUAUUCACUACUUGAGUUCUUCACUCCCGAUGCGUGUUUCAAUUUUCACGGUGCACGAUGGUAAAAGAUGAAGCAGAACUUUCGUAAACAGGAAGAGAGAUCAUGGGUAUCCUGUGCGUCACUCGUGGUGCGACCACCAUCGUUCGGUUCAUCGCAUUUAGCACGGUGCAUUGAACAGCAAGGACAUGUAUUGCUCAUUAUGUGCACGCGUCGUUAUGCAUUGUAUAACGUUGUUUCAAACAGUUUCUUUAUUUCCAACUAUUUGAAUUAUUUACAGCAAUAGCGGACGCUGUUGGAGUCUAUACAACAUAAUUAUUGACGUAAAAGUAGAGAACGUCAUUAGACGGAAUGUGUAACGUAUGCUGUGUAAAGGAUAAAUAGGCAGCAUCAUUAUUUCAUUACAAGUAUAAAGUUAAAAAUAAAAGUUUACAAAAAAUAUACAUAAUGCAGAUUGCAUCUUAUUAUCUUAUUUACCGUAAAAACUUUAAGAUUUUAUUUAAGAAUUUAGUGAACUUUAAUUUUAAAAUAUACAUAUCUGUGGAAAUAUAUUUUCUCCAUGUAGGUCUGACGUAUUAUAACAGAAAAGACGUUUCCGUUAAAGUAUUUAAUAAUUUCAUUAGAUAUAAAUUUGAAAAUGUUAUUAAACCACUAAAUAAUGAAUUAAUUAUGUAGGACUCUCAACGUGGUUGUUAAAAUAUCAAAACUUUUGGCAGCAUUGCUCAUCAUGCUUGAGUGUCCUAUAUGAUUAUUUUAGUCUAACAAAAUUAUUUUUAGAUCUGUAUCUAUAGCUAAUUUUUUAGGUAUAAUACAUUUAGUAAAACCGUUCUCGUGUAUAUUUCUUAUAUAAUACACUGCCAUGUAGAUUAUUAUAUAAUCUACUAUCUAAUAAGACUUUUCGAUAUUUCUUCGUUAGUACUUUGAGUCUAUUCGAACUGAUUUGUAGACGGAAAAUUAUUUCCAAGGUUUACACGAUAUUAUGCAAGCGCUGCUCGCGACACUGCUGCGCCAUAAUCGGCGUAGGUGUAUGGAUAGAAAAGAAAGAUGGACAAUAUAUUUUCUACACAGAUUUUUCUACACGGCACAACAUUUAAUGUUCAAAGAAGCACAACUAAGCGGAUUUUCUGGAACGUUUUCUAAAAUAUUCCUUUCAAACAUUUUGCAUCUCUACUAAAGUAGCUUCAACAGCAUAUACGUCCUACGCGAAGAUCGAAGUUUACUAGGCGCGGACGACCCAAGGGAGAACGUCGCAAGGGCUUUAUUAUUGUCGUGCAUCUGACACGGUUAUGAGUGUACCAAUGUUACUCGAUGCAAAUGCAGGUAAACGGUAAUGUACGGAGCGGCGGAUAGUAAAGAACUCGAGAACAAGGUCGAAAGGUUACGCGAUCGCUUAUGUAAUCCGGCGAAGCUACUGACUGACCCACCUCUAUGUACAUGCAUACGUAUGCACAUUACGUCUAUGUAUAGCGAGCUCGGGCAAAUCCCGCAAAACGUUUUGUCUGCAUCUUCUAUAAGGUGCUAUAGCAUCGAAUGACGUCACGGAGUGAACGCGCGACCGUCUUUAGUCACCGACGUCACGAGCUUGCCAAAAAUCCGAAGUAUCUUGUGCCAAGAGAAAAUAAAGGGUAAAUAUCUUUUUAAUGACAAGGUAUGCGAGAAUACGUGGGAAAUACGUGGGAAAUUUGACAUUUAAAAGAAAUGUGGCAAUAAAUAGAAAUAGCGGAAAGGGUGAAUUUAUUUCGUUCUCAACCCCCGCGUUCGAUUUAUUUCGAGAUAUAUUUAGAAAUACGUAAACUUGAGUUUGCCAAGGACUUCGGCUAAGCAAUGAUCACAGCGAAAAUUGCUUUCUUUUCGUCAAUCAAAGGGGUUGGUGAAGUGGAUUGGAGGAUUACGAUGAUGUUGGGAUAUUCAGGAGGCCUAGUUAAGAUGCUUUCGGAUCGAAGCGGUUACGACGAAAACGAGUGACACCGCGCAGUGAGAGAGGCUGCGCGGUCGCCGAACGUGUCUCUCUACUACCCCUUUGUGGAACAACAAUCCGAUCGAUGACGUCGGUUUGUAAGUUUAAAUCCCUCCGGAGGAGACCCGCGAAUUUCGAAACGUCGAAACGUGCGUCACUGAAACGUAAGCGAGGAUAGGAAAACAUUUUCAUCAUCGUGGAGUGCUAAAGGAUCAAUAGAAAUGCGCACACAGAACAAUUAGCGAAAUGAAGAGUCAUGACGCAGAUCGGCGGACAACAGGUUUAUCUGAAAACCUACAUUGACGCAAUUCCCCGUCAUCCCCCAGCGGUCUUUAUUGAGGAGAGCAGACACAUUUAUCAUUCGCUCUAUUAACGAUUGAUAAGAAUUGAUCGGGGCGCUUGAUUAAUUUUCACCGAAGUACAGCGCGUAUAAUCGAACGUGUAAUCGAACAAGUUAUUACGUCCGCACAGUAACUGAAAUUUGUAUAUUUUGUGGAAAAGGGAUCGCAUCUGAAAAAUCUGAGGCGUCUCAAAUCAUAUUUCUACCCCAUUAUAUGCGACCCGUUGCCUCUUCUGCUCGAUAAUAUAAUAAGAUAACAACGCUCGCGCUACCCGGCUCUUCACCGCUUAAAAGGGGUCGGUCGGUCGGUCGGCGUAUGCGCGUACGUACACAAUUACCACGGCCAAUCGGGGGACCGGACCACCGGUAGAACGAACCUUCGCCGUACGUAUUGUACAGACGUCGAUGUCGCUCCAGAGGUUCCCGUUCCGUAGGUCGGCGUUCCCUCCGCGCACGUCGUCGCGCACCAGCGUCGGCUCAGUCCGAUAUCGACGUUCGUACGAGGCGCAUAUUCAUACCGAGCCAACACACACGCCAGCACACACGGUGCGAAAUUUUACGCGGGCUCCCCCGUUCGCCGCUCUUCUCGCAUUUCCUGCUGACGGAACGUAAAGCAAACGAGGCGCAAAAACGGGGAAACAGACGCCUGGUGCCGACGACGCGGUGGAGUGGAGGCGCGGUACAUAUACAUGGGUACCAAAUGCCUCGGAAGUCUCGCUCUUCAACGACACACGCGCGUCCGCAGCGACGUCAGUCCGACCCGUCCGAAGAUAAAUAAUAAACUCGCCGAUAAUAACUUUUCCGAGACCUUGUACCGAAUCUGAAACAACGACGACGACGACGACGACGACAACGACGACGACGGCGACGGCGGCGGUGACCACGACGACGACGAGAGGCGCGACGCUGGCGUCGGCGACUACGUCUUCCUCGCGCGCAGAGUCGAACCGAGGGAGACCAAUUAUGAUGCUCGACUCGUGACUUCCAACUACAUCGAUCCGGCAGCGACUUAAAAGGAAUCCGACUCUGAUAAACCAGAAGGACUGCUGACGCUGAUUUUGACCGAGGCUGAAGAGGCACCCGGGCUCUAAGGAGGAACACCCUCUGUGAAAAUCGAGCUGCUUUAAACGUUCGAACAUCGUGUCACCGGCGCUCCGAGAAUCCAGAAGUUAGAGCCUCUCGUCCCUCUUUCUUUUUCAUCCCUCGCUCACCCUAUCUCCGUCUCUCUCUGUCUGCCUGUCUUUCUCUCUUGUCUCCUCUUCUCUCUAACGCUCACCCUCAUUUCGGCAUCUCGCUUCCGCGCGGAGGAUCGAUCGAUAUUUCGCCCCGACGGCGACUAUUAACGACACGCGUACUUUCAUUCGACCCCUCUUUCUCUCUCUUACACACACACACACACACACACACACACACACACACACACACACACACACACACACACACACACACACACACACACACACACACACACACACACACACACACACACACACACACACCCCGUUUUUAACCCCGCGAUUUGCUUCCGAACGUAACGUUAGGUGCGCCAACCCAUCGUCACUUCCUCUUCCAUUAAUGUCAGAGUGCGCGUGCACUGAAACCUCGCGUAUUUUCCAAACCGUCGAUACUCUUUGACAGCGAGAAUUAUAACACGUGACCCAGACGACGGAGACCCGUUUUCCCUCCGUAACGUCGCGUCGGCCGGCGCUCGAUUUUUAUCGGGCCACCUACGUGCCGCCCACCCCGUUUCGCGGAUCCUAUGACGUAUCCUUCCUCGUACCUCGCACCCUUACCAUCCUGCCUCAGCCCGUUUCUACGCGGCCGCAUGUGCGUCCGCAGACAGUCAAUAAGGAGUACCGUUUGGACACCCACGUAUCAGAAAGAAAGACGAACAGAACUCGGAUAAGAGACCACUGUUCUCACCGAAGGGAAGGGGUGUACGCUUAAUACUAUUAAGAAACGAAAUUGUUGCCGGUCGCUCUUCGAGAAGGGAAAGGCCGAU